Caenorhabditis angaria is the source of this 596-nucleotide messenger RNA. The record is from the annotation of a GenBank genome assembly. Lineage: Eukaryota; Metazoa; Nematoda; Chromadorea; Rhabditida; Rhabditidae.
UUGAUCAAAAACCGCGAAAGUUAUAGUAAGUUCUUUUUUUCAUUAAUUUUUCUGCUGAAAAAUCAGACUCUUUUUUUUCAGAAAUCCUUCAAAAGGUGAACUUUGAAAGUUCAAAAACAUCCAACAACUUCUGGACCAACUUCAAGUUCAAAAAUGUCUGGAUUCCAAAUCGAGCAAUGAUUUAUGAGCAGAAGGAGAUUAGCAAAAUAUCGUGAGUUUUUGAGAACAUUUUUGGAUGAUGAAUUCAUUUUCCAAUAUUUUAGAUGGAUUAGCUUCAAAAGCUGCUUAAAAAGUUGUCCGAGAGUUUAACUCUCCAACUUUUGCACUCCGCUCGAAUCAAUCAAUAUUUCCUGGUCCAUUGGCUCAAUUGCUUAUAAUAACUGUAGCUUCAAAAGCUCUCCAAAGAGUUAAACUCUGAAUUGGCCAGGAAACUUGAUGUAAGUUCUUUUUUCAUUAACUUUUGUGCUGAAAAAUCAUACAAAUAUUUCAGAAAUCCUUCAAAAGGUGAACUUUGGAAGUUCAAAAACAUCCAAGAUGCUGCAGCAACUUUUGGACAAAGUCCAAAAAUCCCUGGAUUCCAAGUCGAGCCAAGCUGA